UGUGUACCCUUAGGCACGUUUGGCUCCAGAGCAAGGGACCCAGCCAGCUAGUGGUAACCAGCGGCAUUUAAGUCCUACCCCCAACAGGAUCCCAGUGGCUAUCCAGAAAAACCUUGAGGAUGAGCAGAGAUAGGAUAAUUACCCCUCCUUACGAAAGAGAAAGCGGAGGCUUGGAACAUUCCCUGAGGGUUCAGGCAGCAAAGCAGGUCUCCUCCCUCAGUGCCAGUGGGUGUUUGCAUUUUCUGCUUAUCAUUGGCUUGAUCUAGGCUCAGGCACCUUAUGGGAUUUUGAAGUGAUUUUGUGUAGAGGCAUUUUUAAAAUGGGGAAUAAUUAUUUUUAGUGUAUGUAGUAUAUAUGUAAGUCUUCUAAAGUAGUUUAUCACAGGUUCUUGAUUCAAACUUUCAGUUUGUUAACUCUGCUAAAUUACACUGAUGAUCAGAGUGUUACAAUAGAAUAUAUUUCCUUCCCCAUGAAAAAGAAUGAGAUACUGCAGGUAAGGAGAGAAACUGUGAAUAGGGUGACCUGUUUUCAAUGAGCGUGACUUUUUGGAAUCGUGACUUUAAGGUCUGACUUUGUUAAUGCCUGCACUUUAAAAAGUGAUACAAACACGUCAAGGUCCUAUCCAGAACUUUUAAGUUGCCAACUUGGGCGCACCAGUCUCCUGAAUAAACAAGCUUAUAACUCACCCGCUAUUUAAAAGUGAAUUAAUGAAGGCCACUGUCAGACGUCUACCCUGCCUCCCUCCCUCCUGCUUUCUCUGUUGCUGUCCUUUUUUGUUACUGUGGUGGUUUAACAUCUUGACUCAUUUAUUUGCAAUCAUGCUGUGAAAACUGCACCUCCCAGGUACAAAUGUACCUUCCCUGCUCUGUUCUUCACCCACAGACGGCCAAGUGAAGUUCCUCUAAAAUUCUUCACUUAAGCUGAGCCUUCAGCACUAAGCAUUUGGUAGGGAUGGAAGGAGAGUUCUAGAAAUCAGAUCACGUUUACACGACCUGUCUGCCUGUCUUGUACAGGGCUGGUCCUUAGAAUCACUGACUGGCUGGACCUCACUGCUGUCCUUGGUUCACAAGAGGGUAAUGCAGGAUUGGCCCUGGGGGACCCAAGCCAAGAGCCCCACAGGGGCUGCCCUGAGAAGCUGACCUUCACCCCAUGGUGUGGUGUUUCUGGAACAGGAGCUGACCCUUGGUGUCAGAACAGGCGUCUUGGCAUCUAAAGUAUGAAGGAGCAGUGUGAUUUCAACUGGCCGCUUUCUUCCUCAGUGCCAAGGACGCGAUGCGGCUGGAAUCUUGACGGCCAGAGGAUUUUGUAAUCUGGCUGAUGAGAGGUCCUCGUUGGGCUCCCGGGGGCAGCGACUCAUUUCCUGUCUGCCUAGGCAGCUGCCCUCUUCCCGGAACCCCGGGUGUGAGCUCAGUUAGGCCCCUGGGCCAGCGGGGGGUGUCAGGCUUCCUCCCCAACAUCGCAGACCUCCUGUGUACACACGCUCCAGGUGACCAAGACGUGGAGUCAGCAGUGACAUGGGCCACCUCUGUGCCUGGUUCCUCAGAGACUGUGGGGUUUUGGGCAACUUGGCGGGAAAAGGCAGGGCGGGAGCAGUUCCAUGGCCUGGGCUCCAUGUACUGCCGGGGGGCGGCCGCUGUCAUCCUCACCUACGACGUGAACCACGCCCAGAGCCUGCUGGAGCUGGAGGACAGGUUCCUGGGCCUGACGGACACAGCCAGGGCCGACUGCCUCUUCGCCAUUGUGGGGAACAAGGUGGACCUGAGCGAGGACGGGCCCGGGGAGAGCCGGCAGGAGGGAGGGGGGCGGCCCCGGGCCGGCCGGCUGUGGCUGCUCAGACCCCAGGGAGCAGUGGACCAAGGCACAUCACAUGCAGACAAGACGGUGACCGUCCCACGUGGGCAGUGGCACAUUACGGGGUAA
Molecule: messenger RNA, 1920 nt
Organism: Vicugna pacos (alpaca)
Lineage: Eukaryota; Metazoa; Chordata; Mammalia; Artiodactyla; Camelidae
Source: RefSeq, a predicted model, not a curated record